Molecule: messenger RNA, 2723 nt
Organism: Calidris pugnax (ruff)
Lineage: Eukaryota; Metazoa; Chordata; Aves; Charadriiformes; Scolopacidae
Gene: MGAT4B
Product: mannosyl (alpha-1,3-)-glycoprotein beta-1,4-N-acetylglucosaminyltransferase, isozyme B
Exons: 15
Coding region: 74-1714 (546 amino acids)
Biological process (GO): protein N-linked glycosylation
Cellular component (GO): Golgi stack; endoplasmic reticulum-Golgi intermediate compartment; endoplasmic reticulum
Molecular function (GO): acetylglucosaminyltransferase activity
Source: RefSeq, a predicted model, not a curated record
CGCUCCGCUCGCCGGGGCCGCCGAGGCCGCGCCGCGCCCGGGACAUGCGGCCGCCCCCGCCGGCGAGGAGGCGAUGAGGCUCCGCAGCGGCACGGCGCUCACCCUGCUGCUCGGCUGCCUCUGCGCCCUGCUCUCCCUCUCCUGGUACGGCGCCUUCGGCGGGCACAAAGGUGACGUUGUGGACAUCUACCAGCGGGAGUUCCUCGCCCUCCGGGACCGACUGCACGCAGCCGAGCAGGAGAGCCUGAAGCGCUCCAAGGAGCUCAACCUGGUCCUGGAGGAGAUCAAGAGAGCCAUCUCGGAGAAGCAGGCCCUGCGGGAUAUAAACCGGACCUGGAGCAGCUUAUCUGACGAAACCAAGUUAAAACUGUGGAAUAUCACCAACAAGAAUGUGCUGCACCUUCCCACCAUCUUCCAUCAUUUGCCACAUUUGCUGUCAAAGGAGAACAGUCUGCAGCCAGCCGUGCAUGUGGGACAGGGGCGCACUGGAGUGUCUGUUGUGAUGGGAAUCCCCAGCGUGAAGCGGGAGGUGCAUUCCUACCUCACCGACACCCUCAACUCCCUCAUCUCAGAGCUCACUCAGCAGGAGAAGGAGGACUCCGUCAUCGUUGUCCUCAUUGCCGAGACGGAUCCGCAGUACACAGCCGGAGUGGCAGAAAAUAUCAGAAACUUAUUCCCAAAGGAAAUACACUCAGGUCUCCUGGAGGUAAUUUCCCCAUCUCCGCAUUUCUAUCCUGAUUUCUCCCACCUGCGGGAAUCCUUUGGGGACCCCAAGGAAAGAGUCAGGUGGAGGACGAAGCAGAACCUCGACUACUGCUUUUUAAUGAUGUAUGCCCAGUCCAAAGGCAUCUAUUACGUGCAGCUGGAGGAUGAUAUUGUGGCCAAACCAAACUAUCUCAGCACGAUGAAGAACUUUGCCUUGCAGCAGCCCUCCGAGGAGUGGAUGAUCCUGGAGUUUUCUCAGCUGGGGUUUAUUGGAAAAAUGUUCAAGUCUCUGGAUCUGAGCUUGAUCGUGGAGUUCAUCCUGAUGUUCUAUAAGGACAAACCCAUUGACUGGCUGCUGGAUCACAUCCUUUGGGUGAAAGUCUGCAACCCCGAGAAAGACGCAAAACACUGCGACAGGCAGAAGGCAAACCUGCGGAUCCGCUUCAAGCCCUCGCUCUUCCAGCACGUGGGAACCCACUCCUCCUUGGCUGGGAAGAUACAGAAGCUGAAGGACAAGGACUUUGGCAAGCAGGCCCUGCGGAAAGAGCACGUCAACCCUCCUGCGGAGGUGAGCACCAGCCUGAAAACGUACCAGCACUUCACCUUGGAGAAGGCUUACCUGCGGGAGGACUUCUUCUGGGCCUUCACUCCCACCGCCGGAGACUUCAUCAGAUUCAGAUUCUUCAAACCACUCCGCAUUGAAAGGUUCUUCUUCCGCAGCGGGAACAUCGAGCACCCAGAAGACAAACUCUUCAAUACGACUGUGGAAGUUCUGCCGUUUGACAGCCUGCAGUCAGAUAAGGAAGCCUUGCAGGAGGGAAGAGGCACAGCCGUCAAAUACCGCAGGACGCCAGAUGGCUACAUCCAGAUAGGCUCCUUCUCCAAGGGCGUCGCAGAGGGCGAGGUGGACCCAACCUUCGGGCCGCUGGAGGCCAUCAGGCUGUCCAUCCAGACCGACUCCCCGGUGUGGAUCAUCCUGAGCGAGAUUUUUAUCAAAAAAGCGGAGUGACACGGGCGUGAGGAAGGGUGGACACGCGUGGAUCCCCGGUCCUGCUCCCUCCCCUCCCGCUCCCUCCUCCCCGCGGCGCCUCGCCCGGGUGCAGGGGCAGCCAUGUCAGCGAGGCGCGGGCCCGGCUGCCGGGAGGCGGCACAGCCCGACGGGCCUCGGCAAAGGGGCUGCCAGGCCGGCACCACCAUCCCCAGCCGGUGCUGCGGGGCCAGGACAUCAUCUUCUCCAGAAGAAGAGCAAAAAGCUGAAACCAAUAUCCUGCGCAGAGGGCUGGCUUUGCUCCCCCUGGCAAGGCCUGGGUGCUCCCUCAGCCCCUCAUGGUGGCAUGGCUGCCACACGCCUCGCUCCCCGAUGCAAGGGACAGUUUUUGGGGUUGGGAUGAGCUUUGGCAAGCGUGGGGACUAGAAGCACCUUCAGCCCAGGAGAGGGCUGGCUGGCUGGAUUUGGGGACAGAGUCAGGGAGGGGCUUGGUCAUGUUGAGUCCUGCCGGGAUGGAGCUGGGCAGGGACCAAGGUCUCCCUCACCUUCGCCCAGGCAAUGGCCCUGGCCCCAGCUGAGGAUCAAGCGAGGGUGAAGACUGACCCUCCUUCAGCAGAGAAAUGACUCCGAAGGGGUUGGAGCUAUGAGUAUGGCAGGGAAAACAAAAAAAAUAAAAUAAAAUACACCACACUGUGCCUGCCAGCAUCGAACACAGCCCCUUAACUCACGGUGAAAUCUCCAGUGUCUUCAUGCCUUGAGAUUGAGUGCAGAAACCAUCUUUUUAAAUAACUUUUUCAGUUAUUGAUAGGUGUGAAUUUGGGGGGGAAAAAUAAAAAAAAAAGAGAAGUAGCCCAAUAAAAAUAGUAGGGAUUAGUGUAAAUCCCAAUGUCUCUUCAGCUAUACACUGGAAUGCAUUAUACUACUUUAAUGUGCUGUAUUUUUUAUUAUUGGAUACAUUUGAUUUUUUCAAGUACAUCUCUAUAUAUAAAUAUAUAAAAUAAUGUGCACUGUAAUAAAAGCUAAAUUUAAA